Coniophora puteana RWD-64-598 SS2 is the source of this 799-nucleotide messenger RNA. Its product is annotated as FeS cluster assembly scaffold IscU. Bases 8 to 571 code for a protein of 187 amino acids. NCBI's taxonomy places the organism in Eukaryota, Fungi, Basidiomycota, Agaricomycetes, Boletales, Coniophoraceae. Gene Ontology annotation, molecular function: 2 iron, 2 sulfur cluster binding; ferrous iron binding. The record is from RefSeq and is a predicted model, not a curated record. Gene Ontology annotation, biological process: iron-sulfur cluster assembly; intracellular iron ion homeostasis. The transcript is spliced from 4 exons. Gene Ontology annotation, cellular component: mitochondrial matrix; cytoplasm.
GUCCACCAUGUUCCGUUCAGCACUCACAAAUUCUGUCCUCAAGUCUGCUGCUACUGCCCGUGCUGCCAACAUCAGCUUGCGGCCAGUACUUGCGCGGGGGUACCAUGAAAAGGUUAUCUCACACUACGAGAGCCCACGGAAUGUGGGCUCCCUGCCUAAGGACGACUUUGACGUCGGAACCGGCCUCGUCGGUGCACCUGCUUGCGGAGACGUUAUGAAGCUCCAGAUUCGGGUGGACGAGAAGGGUAUUAUCAGCGACGUCAAGUUCAAGACCUUUGGCUGUGGUAGCGCCAUUGCUUCCAGCUCAUACAUGACGGAGCGGGUAAAAGGCCUCUCUCUGGAUGAGGCAGGCAAAAUCAAGAACACCGAAAUCGCUAAGGAACUUUGCCUUCCACCUGUCAAGCUCCACUGCUCCAUGCUUGCGGAGGAUGCUAUUCGAUCGGCGAUCCGGGAUUACAAGUCGAAGCGUGACUCCAUGGCAGAUCCGAAGAAAGCCGCAGGAUUCAUCGAUGUUACUCAGAGUGUCGCCACCGGUGAAACUGUCGCCACUGCUCACCCAGGGCAGGCAUAAAUAGACGUCGUGUAAUGGUGGUCUAUCUACACUCUCCCUCGCGGCAGUAUAGACCUCACUAGUGGCAUUCACUGCAUCAUGCAUCAUGUUCUUAGUCCUUUUUAGCAUUCCACAUAUCUUAUUAUUCAAAACAUCUUUUACGGGAGUGCGACGUGCCUCCCUUGUAUUACCAUGCUGCAACAAUACACUGCAUAUGCAUAUACGAUUUCGACACCCAAUAGACGUUCC